GAGAGAGAGAGAGAGAGUUUGAGGGUUUGGGGGGGUUUUUGCUUUUGGCAGGGAAAAGGUUUUCUUUGAGGAAUUCGGAAUUCGGAAUCUGCGAAAUUGGAUUCCUAUCCUAACGACUUCUCGUCCUCUUUCACCAUUCUCAUAUCACAUCCAACCAAAAAAGUAUAAAGAAAAAAAGAACAAGAUUUUCCCUCACUGGGAAUUCGAUUCACACAAUGAUCCCAAUGAACUCACUCCAAAACCACAACGAUCAUCCCAUUCUUUAACCAAUCCCAUGCACUAACGGCGUCGUUCUCUCUCGCCCCACCUGGUGGCUGGUGCUCAAUAAACCUGAAACUCUCUCUCUGUCGCUUUCAUUUCUUCUUUUGCUUUCUUUCUGGGCCUCUCUGAAUUCUUGAUUCGCGUGUUUUGUUGUGUUGUAUUGCAUUUGGAUUGUGUUGUGUCAUAGUUUUAGUGUAAAAGUUUAUUCUUUUCAUUCAUGGGUGAUCUUCAAGUCUGUUCGACGCCGAGGUCCAACGGGGUCGUCUUGGGGGAAUAUCGCCUCUGCGGCGCUUCCCCGCCAUUGCCGGCCCUGAACCCUGACCCAGGGUCCAUUGGGGCCGAGUCUUGGGCUGCAGCGGAGCGAACCACCCAUGAGGUUGUGUGUAGGAUUCACCCCACUUUGGCCACCGACUACAAGAGGAGGGAGGUCAUUGAAUAUGUUCAGGGACUCAUUACGUCGCGCGUUAGAUGUGAGGUGUUCCCAUAUGGAUCAGUUCCACUAAAAACAUUCCUUCCUGAUGGGGAUAUUGAUUUGACUGCCAUUAGCUGUCCAAACAUCGAGGAUUCCUUGGUAUCUGAUGUUCAUGCCGUUCUGAGGGGAGAAGAACAUAAUGAAGCUGCUCCAUAUGAAGUCAAAGAUGUGCAUUGCAUUGAUGCUGAGGUUAGGAUUUUGAAAUGUAUUGUACAGAAUAUCGUGGUAGAUAUAUCCUUCAAUCAGUUAGGAGGACUUUGUACACUUUGUUUUCUUGAACAGGUUGAUCGCCUCGUUGGUAAAGAUCAUCUCUUUAAACGCAGCAUUAUUCUGAUAAAAGCUUGGUGCUAUUAUGAAAGUCGUAUUCUUGGUGCCCAUCAUGGUUUGAUUUCAACAUAUGCUUUGGAGACAUUGGUCCUUUAUAUUUUCCAUCUAUUUCAUUCUUCUUUAAAUGGACCUUUAGCAGUUCUCUACAAAUUUUUAGACUACUUCAGCAAAUUUGAUUGGGAAAAGUACUGUAUCAGUUUAAAUGGACCAGUUUGUAGAUCUUCUCUACCUGAGAUUAGGGCUGAGAUACCAGAAAAUGGGGGAGAUCAUCUAUUGCUAAGUGAAGAGUUUCUUAGGAACUGUGUUGAGAUGUUUCCAGUGCUACCAAGGGGGCUUGAGACAAACUCACGGCCAUUUCCUCAGAAGCAUCUUAACAUAAUUGAUCCACUUAAGGAAAACAACAACCUUGGGCGCAGUGUGAAUAGAGGUAAUUUCUAUCGAAUACGUGGUGCUCUUAAAUAUGGGGCUCGCAAGCUUGGCUGGAUUCUCUUGUUACCUAGAGAAAGAAUAGGAAAUGAGCUCAAAAUGUUCUUUUCCAACACUUUGGAUAGGCAUGGAAGCAAUUGUUGGACUGAUAUUCAAAAUCCUUCCCUGGCAUCUGGUGCUAUAGGUUCUGACUUUUCAUCCUUAUCAUUACAGCCCAUAGUGUGCUCUAAAGACACGGUGUUUCUAAAGUCCACUUUUGAUUUCCAUGAUGAGAAGAUAUCAGGUAUUGAAGUCAAUUCUGGAGUUGGACCAAAAGGAUACUCACAGAAAGUGGUUUCCUCUGAGCCAUUGCCAGAAUUGGACUGCAUUGUGGACAGAAAUGCUAUUAUAGGGUGUUGUUUUGCUGGGGAUGCAAGCUCUGGAAUUCUGAGUAUGAGGACUAAUUGCUCGUCCUAUUGUUUGCAUUCAGAAAGCAACUCGCGUACUUUAUUUUUACGGGACUCUCACCAUGCAACUCAUUUUAAUAGUUCCGGCUAUUUUCAAAAGAAUGGGAAGAUUGAUAAUUUCAAUCCUUGUCAGAAUAUGCCUGCAAAUUCUGUAGUCAAUGAUGAGAUGGUCUCCACUUUAUGGCCUGAAGUCAAAGAGAAGCACUUAGCAGAUAGCAAUUUAGUUUGCUCAUGUAUUAAUCAAACGGGUAUGGCAUCUACAUGUUCAGUCGUUUCCAACUCUGUCGCAAAUGUCUCCCCUUGUAAUGGAGAAAGAUAUAUUACUGGAGUUCCUGGAAGCACAGAAGCUUUAAAAUGCUUGCUGGACCUUAGUGGGGAUUAUGAUAGUCACCUUAGGAACCUGCAAUAUGCUCAGCUUUGCCAUGGGUAUGCUGUAUCUCUGCAUCUACUGCCCAUGCCUCCAAUGUCACUUAAGUUACAGAACGGUCAUUCUCAAAUGAGCAAAAAUGGUGGUGUUGUUUUAGGACCACCAUUUUACUCUUAUCCUACUUCAUCUUGUUCCGCUUAUGGUCUAGAAGAGAAGAAAAAACCACGAGGAACAGGCACUUACUUCCCGAAACUGUAUUGUCGUCCAUAUAGGGACACGCCUGUUCCAGAACAAGGAAGAAAUCAUGCAAUGGAGGUUCAUGGUCAGCUCCAGAGAGACACUCAUAACAAUGGCUUGACUCCAGGUUCACGACAGGUGAACUUGUCUGAUGAAGGCAACCUUGAGCUCUCGCAUGAUGAGUUCCCAGUUCUAGGCCGCAGGAAGUCUGGAUCAUCAGAUUCUCACCAAUCUCCUCUUUCCCAUGCCAAUGGCUACCCACGCCCAUCUGACAAACUUGAAUCUGGGUCUCCGUCAGGCAUUUCACACACUUGGGACUCUGCACCAUGCCCUGUGGCACCAGCAGUCCAGAGUCUUAAUAAUCCACUACCCUUAAACAAUCAAGAGAGGGUUGAAGCGCAGUUGUAUCAUUUGAAAGAUGAAGAUGAUUUCCCCCCACUCUGCCACUGAGAGAGUGCCUUUGGAAGGAUCGUACAUAGAUGAGUGGAGAUGAAAGCAUAGUCAACACACAUGAAUUGACAUGGAAGGAGAAUCAAAUACAUAGAAGAAGAAUGAAGACAGUGAGAAUAACCAUAGAUUUGCUAACAAUUUAUAGCUUAAGCCAUUAGGGAAGACAUUCCUUUUUUAUGUUGCCCAGCCAGCCGCCCUUCCCUUCUGUGUGUUGUGGUUGUUGUUGGAUGAUGUAGAAAAAUGCAUUUUUGUACCUUGUUCUGGCAUCUGCCUCUCGCAUCCAAGUUUAUUUUGUUUCAAUUGAUCACUACUGUAUAUACAAGGCGAUGCUUGCCUUCUUUUUGAAUGAUUCUAGAA
Molecule: messenger RNA, 3343 nt
Organism: Corylus avellana
Lineage: Eukaryota; Viridiplantae; Streptophyta; Magnoliopsida; Fagales; Betulaceae
Source: RefSeq, a predicted model, not a curated record